CUAUGUGCAUUGGCCUUUACGCUGGGCUGUUACGUAAGCCACGCAACUUCACAGUUCACACCGGACUCUGUCUGUCUCAAAUCUUUAAAAUGGCGGCCAGCAGGAUGAACAUCAUCGCGAGGGCAUUUUCUUCCACUGCUGUGCAACAGCAGAUGGUCAAGCCUCCAGUACAGGUGUUUGGACUGGAUGGACGAUAUGCCACUGCACUCUUCUCUGCCGCCUCAAAGCAGAAGUCUUUGGAUGCUGUGGAAAAGGACCUGAUCAAAUUUCAGGGCUUGUUGAGGACAGAUGUGAGACUGGCUGAGUUCGUGAAGGACCCAACUAUCAAGCGUAGUAUUAAGGUCGAUGCUCUGAAGGCUGUUGGUACUAAAGCUAGUCUAAACCAGGCCACCACCAAUUUAUUAUCUUUACUUGCGGAGAAUGGGCGCCUGAAGAACAUUAAUGGGGUUGUCCAUGCCUUCAAAGUUAUCAUGGCAGCAAACCGAGGAGAGGUAGUCUGCGAAGUUACCACUGCGAAGCCAUUAGACGCAGAGACCAAGAACAAAUUGGAAGCCACUCUUAAAGGAUUCCUCAAACAGGGACAGACCAUUCUUCUUACAACUAAACUUGAUCCAGCCAUUAUUGGAGGCAUGGUUGUUUCUAUUGGAGACAAAUAUGUCGACAUGAGUGUUGCCAGCAAAGUUAAAAAAUAUUCUGACAUCAUCAGGGCUGCUGUGUAAUCAUCUCCUGACCCUAUUUGGGCCAUAAACGUCUUCUCUUCGUGUAGUUGAAUACAACUAUGUUGUACAAUACGGUUAAUCGCAAUAAAUGAAACAAGUUAACGAUA
Neodiprion virginianus is the source of this 826-nucleotide messenger RNA. RefSeq names its product ATP synthase subunit O, mitochondrial (gene ATPsynO). The transcript is spliced from 4 exons. The record is from RefSeq and is a predicted model, not a curated record. The coding region runs from base 3 to 719 and encodes 238 amino acids. NCBI's taxonomy places the organism in Eukaryota, Metazoa, Arthropoda, Insecta, Hymenoptera, Diprionidae. Gene Ontology annotation, molecular function: proton-transporting ATP synthase activity, rotational mechanism. Gene Ontology annotation, biological process: proton motive force-driven mitochondrial ATP synthesis.